AUGCUUGCUUCUCGAUAUGCGACAGCAGCUGUGCUGCUUCAACUAGCGGCACUGACGUUGGCGCAUGGUGACGACGGACAUCCUGAGGGUGACAUGGGCGGCAUGGAAAAGGCCGAGGCUCCUUCACGUCAUGGCCUGUCGGACUAUUAUGCCAUGCCGAGUUAUGCCGGUUUGGACAUGCACGGCAACAUGAUGUUGGCACAUAUAGUCCUUAUGGUGCUGGCAUGGUUCUUCAUCCUACCCGUCGGCGUCGUCUUUAGCGUCUCCCGAUCGAGGUUCGCUCUUCCGGUGCAAUUCCUUUUCCUCCUUCUCAACGGCUUUGGAGUCUUGUUUGGGACCGUAUACAACGUCAACGUCCCAGAUUUGUAUGAGAACAACGCCCACCACAAGAUUGGCUGGAUCGCAACGUGGAUCGUCACUGCCCAGGUCAUCAUGAGUCUGAUGUUCCAUUAUUCGGGGCGAGGCAAACGAUCAGAAGAGGCCGCAUCUGCUGAGGGUCGGGCUUUUCUGCCGGUAACUGUCGAGAACAUGACACAACACAACACACCGCUGUACUCAGAUCACCGCUGGUCGGGCGACAGUGGCCAAGGAACGGAGGCAUCAUCCACACUGAACAGUCGAGAUGCUUCCCCAAUAAACCCGAAUCGACGAGAUCCUUACAAUGACUUCGAGAAGCCAGAGCCGCAGCCGGAAGCAGAUGAUGAGGAACAUGAGUCCUUGUCGGCAAGGAAGCCUCGAAACAGCUGGCUGCGCUUCAUGGACAAAUAUCUUGCAUCCUGGGUGCCUAAUCUCCUUUCGGCCAAGAUUUUGCGCAUCAUCGAGAUAGUGUACGAAGUCAUUGACAGGACCAUCCUCGUUCUCGGUUUCAUUGCGUUGAUGACUGGAGGAGUUACGUAUGUUGGCAUGUUCCGAGGUGCCAACGUCUUCAAUGGCCUUGCCCACUUUAUCAAGGGCGGAAUCUUCUUCUGGUACGGGUUGUUAACUCUUGGACGUUGGAUGGGAUGCUUUGCCGAGUUCGGGUGGGCGUGGAACGUCAAGCCGACCCGCAGCGAGGUUGGCCAAUGGAAGGCCUCUCUGCCAUCGGCUGAAUUCGUCGAGUCCUUUGUCAUCUGGCUGUACGGCUGUACCAACAUCUUCCUCGAACACCUCGCUGCCUGGGGCGGUGAAUGGACUGCCCAGGAUCUCGAACAUGUCUCCAUUUCCAUCAUGUUCUUCGGCGGUGGCCUGUGCGGUAUGCUCAUCGAAUCGAAGACCGUUCGAAAGUGCCUCAAUGCAGUGGUCGAUAACAUGCCUACUUCACCAGAGUUGCCUCCUACCCAAGCUCUUGAACUGCGCACUCAACCCAAACAAUAUGGCACCUCUCUCAAUCCUAUGCCGGCCUUGAUAAUUCUCCUACUGGGCAUGAUGAUGUCUUCUCACCACCAGGACUCGAUGACGUCCACCAUGGUUCACAAGCAAUGGGGGACGUUGCUCGCAGGGUUCUCCGUUGCUCGUUUGAUCACCUACGUGGUCAUGUACAUCUCUCCCCCUAGCUCCAUCUAUCCCUCCCGUCCACCAACUGAGCUGGUGUCUGCCUUCUGCCUCAUCUCUGGUGGCAUCGUCUUCAUGGCCAGCACCAAAGACAUCAUUCACUACAUGGAGGGUGCCAAUCUUAUGGCGAUGUUUGUCUUCACGGUCACGAUGGGCUUCACGGCCUUCAUCAUGUCUUACGAAGUCUUUGUGCUCUGCUUGAAGGGAUGGGCAUAUCGAAAAGAGCUCAAGGCAGCUCAGAAAUCACGUCAAUAUUGA
Molecule: messenger RNA, 1788 nt
Organism: Exophiala viscosa
Lineage: Eukaryota; Fungi; Ascomycota; Eurotiomycetes; Chaetothyriales; Herpotrichiellaceae
Exons: 4
Coding region: 1-1788 (595 amino acids)
Source: RefSeq, a predicted model, not a curated record